UUCCUAUUCGAUUAAUCGACUAGUUGAACCUAAAUCGUUGAACCUCGCUGUUUUAUUACUUUACCCGAGGCUCCUCAAUCCUCGUUUUCUUCACGAUCGGUUUUUCUCCGAUUCCGUUUGCUUGUUCACGUUAUCGUAAUUCCCCGAGAAAUUUGCUCGAGAACAUUUCCGGGAAUUUGGGUGAGCAGGGAAACUCGAAUCAUUUCCUUUGAAAUUUGCCGGUAAGGUUCCAGAUUUUGGAGGGGAAAGGGAGAAUUCGGACCGCUUCCGGUGAAAGCUGUCGGGAUCUCUCCGACUAAGCUACGAAACUUCGGGGUAAAUUCAGAACCUAGGUUAUUAUGGGUACGGAGAAUCAAGGGUUGGUGGAGAUUUCGGAGGCGUUGCUGCCGGGAUCGGAGAAAGCGGCGGCGGUGUUUGACUCCGACGAGCGUGUUCCCGGCUGGAAGGAGCAGAUCACGGUCCGAGGCCUUGCAGUGAGCGCCUUGCUCGGGACGCUGUUCUGCAUCAUCACCCACAAGCUCAAUCUGACUGUCGGAAUAAUCCCUUCGCUGAACGUUGCCGCUGGUUUGCUCGGCUUCUUCUUCGUCAAGUCGUGGACUGGUUUCUUGUCGAAGCUAGGGUUUUCCGUCAAGCCCUUCACCAAGCAGGAGAACACCGUUAUCCAGACAUGCGUUGUCGCCUGUUAUGGCCUCGCCUUUAGCGGGGGAUUUGGUUCUUAUUUGAUUGCCAUGGAUGAGAAGACAUACAAGCUCAUUGGUGUGGACUAUCCUGGCAACCAUGCAGAGGAUGUUAAGAACCCGGGAUUGUGGUGGAUGACCGGCUUUCUAUUUGUAGUCAGUUUCCUCGGUCUCUUUAGUCUUGUUCCACUUCGCAAGGUGAUGGUUUUGGACUACAAACUUACAUAUCCCAGUGGAACUGCAACGGCAAUGCUAAUAAAUAGCUUUCACACCAACACCGGAGCUGAGCUUGCAGGGAAGCAGGUUAAAUGUCUUGGGAAAUACUUGAGCCUUAGCUUGUGCUGGAGUUGCUUCAAGUGGUUCUUCAGCGGUAUUGGAGAUGCUUGUGGAUUUGAUAACUUUCCCACCCUUGGAUUGACUCUAUUUAAGAACACGUUUUACUUCGACUUCAGUCCCACUUACGUUGGAUGUGGUCUUAUAUGUCCCCACAUAGUGAACUGCUCGGUUCUUCUCGGUGCUAUCAUUUCAUGGGGACUUUUAUGGCCAUUUGUUUCUCAGCAUGCCGGUGACUGGUAUCCAGCUGACCUAGAGGCCAAUGACUUUAAAGGUCUCUACGGAUAUAAGGUCUUUAUUGCCAUUGCCAUCAUUCUUGGUGAUGGCCUCUACAAUCUCAUCAAGAUCAUAGCAGUAACCGUGAAGGAAAUCUGCAACAAAAGUUCCAAGCGAAGCCUACCUGUUGUCACAGAUGUUUUAGAUGAUAGCGAGACAUCUCAGAUACUUCUGGAGAAGAAGAAAAGAGAUGAAGUAUUUCUCAAGGACCGUAUACCCUUCUGGUUCGCGAUUUCUGGGUACGUCGGUCUUGCAGCCAUCUCAACGGCAAUGAUCCCGAUGAUAUUCCCACCAUUGAAAUGGUAUCUGGUCCUCUGUUCUUACUUCAUUGCCCCAGCCCUCGCCUUCUGCAACUCUUACGGAACUGGUCUCACUGACUGGAGCUUGGCUUCAACCUAUGGAAAGAUCGGCCUUUUCAUCAUCGCUUCGAUAGUAGGAAGCAAUGGCGGUGUCAUUGCCGGUUUAGCUGCCUGUGGGGUCAUGAUGUCGAUCGUCUCUACAGCCGCUGAUCUCAUGCAGGAUUUCAAGACAGGUUACCUGACAUUAUCGUCCGCAAAAUCCAUGUUUGUGAGCCAACUGGUCGGGACAGCAAUGGGUUGUGUUAUAGCUCCACUCACGUUCUGGCUUUUCUGGACUGCUUUCGACAUCGGAUCUCCCGACGGUCCGUACAAAGCUCCCUACGCUGUGAUUUUCCGUGAAAUGGCGAUUCUCGGGAUCGAGGGCUUCUCGGAACUGCCCAAGCAUUGUUUAGCUCUUUGUUGCGGGUUUUUCGUGGCCGCUCUGGUUGUGAACCUCCUGAGAGACAUCACACCGCCGAAGAUAUCUCAGUUCAUCCCGAUACCGAUGGCGAUGGCCGUUCCGUUCUACAUUGGAGCUUAUUUCGCCAUCGACAUGUUCGUGGGGACAGUGAUACUGUUCGUGUGGGAGCGGUUGAACCGGAAAGAUGCGGACGAUUUCGCGGGGGCGGUGGCAUCGGGUUUGAUCUGCGGAGAUGGGAUAUGGACGAUCCCUUCUGCGAUUCUGUCGAUCUUAAGGAUCAAUCCGCCGAUCUGUAUGUACUUUGGUCCGUCCAUGACAAGCUAAAGAGCUGUCUCGGGAGUUCAGAUCUUACGUGUGUCACACGGCAGUGUCAGUCUAAGCCGUUGUCUUGUCUUCAUUUGUUCUGUAGAUAAGUCUGAAAGAAAACAACUGUUCGUUCCGAAGAAAAGAUCUGUAAUUUUUCAAUGUUUUGUUGAUUUGACGAUUUAAUUGCAGGUUCUUCUCUC
This is a messenger RNA of Tarenaya hassleriana, 2551 nucleotides long. RefSeq names its product probable metal-nicotianamine transporter YSL6. Gene Ontology annotation, molecular function: oligopeptide transmembrane transporter activity. Bases 339 to 2369 code for a protein of 676 amino acids. Gene Ontology annotation, cellular component: vacuolar membrane. The record is from RefSeq and is a predicted model, not a curated record. Lineage: Eukaryota; Viridiplantae; Streptophyta; Magnoliopsida; Brassicales; Cleomaceae. The transcript is spliced from 7 exons.